UUAACUUGAAACAAAACCUUAAACCUAUCCCGCAUAGCUACGGGUAAUACGUUUGUUUGCGCUCCUGCCAGUUAGUUUUCUCUGUGCGCCUCGGAACUUUUGGAGUCCGUGAUAUAAGAAUUUAAAAACAAAUGCCUACUAAUGUUUUCAUGGCGCUUCGCUUGUUUUGACCGCACCUGCGAUCCAACUCAUCAGCACUGAUCAAACAUCCCAGACCCACCGGGGGGGGUACGGUUGCUAAGCUACAGGAUCCAGUUCCGACUUCCAUUGGUCCUUUCGCAUCGCACCCGGCAAUCGGCCCAGUGUCAGCGGUUUGGGGAAACGCAACUGGCUCUCUAGCGCCUCUUCAAUAACCGGGCUAUAGCGUUUCGUCGUGGUUUCAUGGCAGGCUCAGGGAUGUCUAAGGGACAAGCGAAAACUGCUAUCAGUGGACAAGAGCCAGACUCAGACCAGGAGGAGGUCACAGAAGUGGUGUGCCUGGACUCUGAUCUGCAGGAUGGACAGAUGAAGGAGGUGGAGGUGGGGAGGCACAAAGUCCUGUUGGUGCGAAGCAAGGGGGAGUACAGCGCGAUCGGAGGCCUGUGCACGCACUAUGGCGCCCCCCUCUGGAAAGGGGCUCUGUCAGGGAACAGGGUACGGUGUCCCUGGCAUGGCGCAUGCUUCAAUAUUAAGACAGGUGACUUAGAGGAAUAUCCUGGCUUGGACAGUCUGCCCUCCUUUAAGGUGAAGAUUGAGGACAGUAAAGUGUAUGUGUCAGCUACUAAAAAGGCAUUGCAAAUGACCAAGCGCGUCAAGAAAAUGGGCUGCCGAAUGCCUGGAGAAUCUCACAUUGUGGUGCUGAUAGGUGGAGGCCCUGCAACACUGCUGUGUGCAGAAACCCUUCGGCAAGAGCGCUAUGGAGGACGGAUCAUCAUGGUCACCAGGGAGAACAUGCUGCCUUAUGACAAGACCAAGCUGAGCAAGGUCCUGAGUGUGCAGGACCAAAAUAUUCUCCUCCGGCAGACAGACUUUUUCCAGCAGUAUGACAUUGAGGUGUGGCUGGGGAAGGAGGCAACAUCAGUGAACACAAAUAAAAACGUAAUCACCUUUAAUGAUGGCUCUUCACAGCGAUACGAUCAGCUAUUGAUCGCCACGGGCUGCAGAGCCAGGAUACUGCAUUGCCCUGGUGCUGACCUGGACAAUGUGAGACUGCUCCAGACUCCUGAUGAUGCCACGAAAAUUCACCAGGAAGCACUGGGCAAGAACACAGUCAUCCUGGGCACCUCCUUCAUAGGUAUGGAGGUGGCAUCAUGCCUGUCUGACAGAGCUUCCAGUGUGACUGUAAUUGGCAGCAGUGAGGUCCCUUUUCAGAAGACCUUGGGCUCUGAGAUCGGGAGACUCACCAUGAAGAUGCUGGAGGAUAAGCUGGUGAAGUUCUACAUGAACGAAUCAGUGACUGAGGUCAAAGGGGAAGGUGGAAAGGUCAAGGAAGUUGUGCUGAGAAGUGGGAAAGUCUUGCCUGCAGAUAUCUUCAUUGUUGCAAUAGGUGUUAUCCCCAACUCAGAUUUCCUGAAAGAGAGCUCGGUGAAGCUGACUUCCAAGAAGACUGUCAUUGUGGACAAGUUUAUGAGGACCAAUGUCCCAGGAGUCUUCUGCGCCGGAGAUAUUGCCUCCUUCCCUCUCUCCCUGUGGAAAAAUGAACAAGUCAACAUUGGGCACUGGCAGGUUGCGCAAGCUCACGGAAGGAUUGCUGCCUUGAACAUGCUGAACAUACCAACGGAAAUCAACUCUGUUCCUUUCUUCUGGACAGUGUUGCUAGGAAAGAGCUUCCGAUAUGCAGGCUACGGGGAAGGGUACACUGAGAUUGUCAUGAAAGGCAAACUAGAAGAAAUGAAGUUCCUUGCAUUUUAUAUCAAGAAUGAUGAGGUUGUUGCUGUGGCCAGCUUGAACUUUGACCCUGCCGUUUCCCAGGUGGCUGAAAUGAUGGCAGCAGGAAGGACCAUAACAAAAACACAAGCUGCGUCUGAUGACCUGAGCUGGCUGAAGGUGGCCUGAUGUGCGACGAUGAUCUUUCAUUUAACGAGAACAGGGAAUGCAGUCCCUCUUCAACAAAGAGCAUUUUCUCUGCUGUUUCCCAGAUUCCCUGUCUUACGUUUGAGCAGCCUGGCAGUCACAGUACUGACCUUGUUUCCAGAAAUAGAGACAGUACACUAAUUGGGAAUUUUGAUGAAUUGUUAUUUUCUUAGCCUGCCUUGAUCUCACUGAUGACUGUGUCUCAUGAUGACUUCCAUCAUGGAUUACAGUUGUGAGAAGAGACAAGAAUGAUAUUAAGACAGGUUGAUUGUUCAGCAGCUGGUGUGAUCAAUGGUAGCCAAGAUAAGCCUAGAAACACAGUUUAACAAAAGUAAUUAAGACAGAGAACUUCAGAUUUAAACACUUGAAAACUGCAGGUGAUGCCCACUGUUCCUGGGACAGCCGUCGCAAACCCAUUGCAGAAAGAAAUUAGAUUUGCUCUGAAAUAUGGACAGAAAUGAAAAUGGCUGGAAAUGCAGGUGAAAAUGACAGAUGGAAGGCUAAGGGAUCGGACAGGGGUGGCGAAAAAAGCUUGUCAGUAAGAGACUGCUCAGACAUGAGGCAAGAAAUCCAUUUAGACACAAACCUUUGCAAAAGUUCUCCAUCUCUUUCUCCUGUUUACAAUGCCAGAUUUUUACAUUGUGUUCUACUUAGAAUGCAGAAGAAUCUUUUUCACUUUUUAAAAGAUAUGUAAUGAUUGUGUUUAGUUAUUUUACAUGCAGAAACAUUUAUAUGUGCUUUAUUUUUUAAAUACACAUUUGAGCUGUGUAAGCUUUGUCUCCUCAUCUUAAAACUGAAGUCCUGAUUUUUCUCUUAGCCCAAAAGGCUGUUUAUUAUUACAGCCCUUGCUUAACUUGACUCAUUGAUGUCCCUUACAAAUAAACAUGUUAAAAAGAGAUUUGUGCCUCAACUCUCAGGCAGACGGACUGAAAACGUGUCGAUGGGUGGAAGCAGAGGCUACAUCUUAAAAACAGGAAAGUGGGGCACAGACAGGUUUUUGUUAACAAAAAUACACCAGUGAACAAUCUUUAUAACAGAACUAUUGAAACCAAGAUGCUAUGAGCUCCAAAAAAGAAAAUGAUUUGUUGUGUAAGAAACCUAAUUGUAACUGUUUUUUGAUGCAACUAUAAAAUAAGCAGAGAGACAUAUUUAUAUUUUUGCACUAACUUUAAAAGUAAGGUAAGACGCUAGUGGCUGUGCGUUGUGUUUGAUUUAACUGUCGUGUGCCUUUAUUAUACCCAGUAGACGAUAUUUUUGUAAAUAAAUGGGUGCCCUCUGUCAUUUGUCUUACUUCUGAUACUUGCAUUCAACAUACCUGUUACUUCUUCCAUUUUUUUCACUGUUCCCAACAUCUCACCUGACACAUUGAAAUGAUAACAAAUUGGAGUUAUUAGGGAAACGUGCAGGGCGAGACCAGGAGAGAGGUCUUCACCCUUUUUAAAUGAAUCUUAGGGGCUUGAAAAGGACAUUCUAGGUCUCCUCCACAAUUAAUUGGAAACCUGGCCAGUGAUGGCUCACUACAACCUGGUACUAAACUAAGCACUUGUC
This is a messenger RNA of Lepisosteus oculatus (spotted gar), 3600 nucleotides long. It is a transcript of the gene aifm4, whose product is annotated as apoptosis inducing factor mitochondria associated 4. Gene Ontology annotation, cellular component: cytoplasm. The record is from RefSeq and is a predicted model, not a curated record. NCBI's taxonomy places the organism in Eukaryota, Metazoa, Chordata, Actinopteri, Semionotiformes, Lepisosteidae. Gene Ontology annotation, molecular function: oxidoreductase activity, acting on NAD(P)H; flavin adenine dinucleotide binding; 2 iron, 2 sulfur cluster binding.